UGCGUCGCGUCUCGCGCCAUGAGCGUUGCGUGUUUAGACGGCCGCGUAUCAAGUUAUAAAUAGUUCAACUUGAAAAAGACCCGCAUUCACAGCUGUUUUGAACUCCAGAACGCGUCACGUGUAGGGGGUCGUACAAGAUGCAUAGAAUAUGCACACAUGCGCCGUUGCGUUGCGUCUCGCUGCUUCUAUCAGCGUCUCUCGCAAAUAGCGUUGCGUUUUAAGACGCGUGUCAAGUUAAAAAUAGUUCAGCUUUUAAAAAUGCUUCUUGAGAUCCCCGCGUUCACAGUUCUGUUCCUUCGCGAGUUUUUUGAACGCAAGAACGCGUCCGGUGAACGCCCCAGGCUUUACGAACCGGCGUCGCGCUCUAGCAGUGUCGCCCGUUUAGUUGGAGCGUUGUAGAAGGUCGCGUCGCGUCCAGUGUACAUGGGUUGUAGAAUGAUGAGGCGUGGGGAGGGUUCGGCUGGCCAAUGCGCCAAUAGACGCCAAUGGCUUGGAAAGCCGCUUCUGUGCGCAUGAUAGUAUGAAGACGCGGAGACUCUCAGACGCGUAGAGAUUUCACACAGAUGUGAUUGCGAAAAUAUUCCGUAUAUCUGAUAAUAAAUGGACGGACCAGGAGCAGAAGCAUUCGCGGUCCACUUGUCACCGAGGGAAAGCAAUUAUUGGAAAUAAUGGGGAAUGCAACACCCAAACCACUGAUAGAUGCCAGCCUACAGCAUCGCCCGGUGGCCAGUCGGCAGUACUGCACAGUUUCCAACAGUGGAGCAGAGCGCCGCACAUCUGCCCCUCCAAUCAGCAUCGACUCUCCCCGUUUUCACCCUCACGCCAAGGGCAAAAACAUCCGGCUGGACACACAACUGCGCCGGGCCAUCCGGAAGAACAGUUUCUGCAACGGCAUCACCUUCAGCCAGCGUCCCGUGCGUCUGUAUGAGAAGGUGCGCUUGCACCUCUCAGGAGUCCACACAGGCUGGAGCGGGGCUCUCCGUUUCGGUUUCACAAGUUUAGACCCUGGCGAGCUUGGCUUAGCUGACAUCCCCAAAUAUGCUUGUCCUGACCUGGUGACACGGCCAGGAUUCUGGGCCAAGGCUCUGCCUGAACGGCUGGCCAUGCGGGACAAUGUUCUGGCCUUCUGGGCUGACCGACACGGACGGGUCUUCUACAGCAUCAAUGAUGGCGAGCCCAUCCUCUUUCACUGCGGGCUAAGUGUUGCCUGCCCGCUCUGGGCCAUCAUAGACAUCUAUGGAAUCACGCAGGAAGUUACACUGCUGGAGAGCACGUUUGCUGAGAGCGUGGGUGCCAGCUGUCUGAGUGCCGCUCGACUCAGCGCCUAUCUGCCCCAGAGCAACCACGACUCGGCCAACUACAGCAACAACCAGCUAGAGACCAACCAGGCCGCGGCAGCAAAGAUUGCCACGCUACAGCUCAGCAGCUACAACCAGCUCAUCCCCUGUUGCUCCUCCUCCUCUACGCCCUCUUCCUCCGUCCACAGGGCCAUCCGCGGCCUCUCCUCGCCCCUCGACACCGACCUGCACUUUCACCCAGUGCGAGGCCCUGACGUGGUUCUCUCCAAUGAUCGCACCGUCGCGUGUACCCACUUUCUGGACAGCAGCAGGACUCUGAUGUUCAGCGACAGGCCCGUCCGGGCGGGCGAGACUCUGUACGUGGAGGUGGGCCAUCUGGGCUUGCCUUACUUUGGGGCUCUUCUCUUUGGUAUGACCUCUUGUGAUCCUGGCACGCUCAGUGCCGGGGAUCUGCCAGCGGACCCGGAGGUGCUUCUAGACCGUAAGGAGUACUGGGUGGUGUACAGGGGUUUUCCUGUGCCAACGGCGGGCGACGUGCUCAGCUUCACCUUUCUGCCUAAUGGGGAGGUGCAUCACGGGGUCAACGGAGGGGCACGUGGGCGUCUCUUGUGUGUCGACUCCUCUCAGGUUCUGUGGGCCUUCUUCACGCUCCAUGGGGCCGUGAACCGACUCAGGAUAUUAGGAACUGUUCAGGCCAGCCCACCCACCUCCCCGUCAGUGUCUCAAGGAUCAACGCCUGAUGACAGUGACUCUGAUCUGGCUUUCAGUGUCAACAGAUCCUCAUCAGCAUCUGAGUCGUCUCUGGUGACAGCUCCCAGUUCUCCUCUCAGUCCUCCGGUCUCACCGACUCUGUCCUCGUCAGACGCGCCUCUGAGCAGCAAGAUCAGCGAGUGCACCGUGUGCUUCGAUCAGGAGGUGGACACCGUCAUCUACACGUGUGGACACAUGUGUUUGUGUAACGACUGCGGACUGAGGCUCAAGAGACAGAUCAACGCGUGCUGUCCGAUCUGUCGGAGACCCAUAAAGGACGUCAUUAAAACCUACAGACCAUGAAGGACUCGAAUGAUUCAAAACUCGGUAGCUGUGGUUGAAUAUCUGGACUAAACUUGUAUUUAAGCCUGUGUAUGUAGCUUUGAUUUGUGUAGCAUUAAGCUCUUGUCCAUAUUUCUCUCACCUCAUAUUUUAAACACAGAUCAUCUGAAGCCAAAUGUAAUUGGUUUAUGGUUUAUGAGGAUUAACAAAGGUUAAUCUCAAUUCUGAUCAGAUAUUUCUAGUGCCUUUAACGUUGUUCCUAAAGCAGCACCUAAUGGAUUAGACAAUCAUAUCCGAGUGUGAAUUAAGAAGUAAUUCAGAGGGACCUCAAGAUAAGGAAAGAAUGUGUAAGUGAUUAAUACACAGGGCUACAAAUAUGAUUUUAUAUGCUGUUUUAAAGUUUGAUUGCUGUGUUAAAGUGAAGAAAGAUUUGCAUCAUGACAGAUGAAGGGUUUGGAGAUUUGUUGCACUUAUAACUAGAGGUAAGCACUAAAACACAUCUGUCCCUCCGACUGAAGUCAUUUCAGAUGUGGAUCUGGACGACUGCAUCUUAAUUCAGAACAAAAAUACUUGGUUUAUAUAAUAGAGUGAUGUGGUAUUGUAUUGUAUUUAAUGUCAGAUUUUGUCAAAAUCUGUCAUUUUCUUCUGACCUUGACAUUUUGUUCAGUGAGCAGUAUAACAAUCAACAGGUUUAUUCUUUACAGUAAUCAUUUUUGUGUAUUUCUGGACUGUAAACACAAAUACUGCUGCAAAAUUAUUGUAGAAAUUGCAAUCAGUGCUAUUAUUGAUCAAUCCAAUGGAUAUCACUCAUGUUCAUCAGGGGACAUUAUACUUAAUAAUAAUGUUGAAAUAAAUGGCAAUGGUAAAACUAUUUACAUAAAUACAAGUACUCAUGUAAUGGACCAUAUACUACCAUCCAUUAAUCAUCACUGUAUGUUUUCUACCAAAUGUAACAAGGAAAAUCUGCCAGUGAUGACAAAAGUGUUCAGUGAUAAAAUAUAUGGUUGAAUUUGAGUUUCAUAUUGUCAAUAAAACUGGCCACAGUUCUGAAGGUUAUUUUUUAAAUACAAAUAAUGGAGAUUUCCUUGUGCUUUCCUUGCAGUGAGAAACUGAAUUAAUGCACAAAAAUACAAUAUAUAGAAAAAAAAUCCUCUACAGAAUCCUUUAGAUGUUUAGAAAUAUUCAAUAAAUUAAAUUUUACAUAAGCAACCAAAAGCUUUCUUAGAUAAAUCAGACAUAAAACUAAUAAUAUUUCUUAACUUUCUGAAUGUUAUUAAUUCAUAUAAUUACUAUUAAUAUUGAACAUAAAAUUUUUUCUUUACACAAAGUGUGAAAAUAGGCUUUUAUCUGCCGAUGCUGAUUAUUGGCCGAUAUAUCGGUGCAUCUCUAAUUCAAGGAUUGAAUUAAUUAACAGUCAAAUUUCUGAUGGCCUUCAUAGCUAUUUUUAUUUGGAUUUGCACAGGAUACUGUUAAAAAUAAAGAUCCUAAAAGGGGAUUUUCACAGUGGUGCCACUGAAGAACCAUUUUUAGUUCCUCAAAGAAUCUUUCAGUGAUCAGCUCUUUAAAGAACCUCUUUUUCUUAAUGCGAAGAACAUUUUAAUAAUCUAAAGAACCACUAUAAAGACACCUGCAGUGGGAAUGUUGAAGGUUCCUCAUGGAAACAUAUAGAUGUCAAUAAAGAAGCUUUAAUUAUGAGUGUAUCUUGAUUAACUGCGUUCUGAGGUGAGAGAGAGAAAUUCUAGAAAUGAAUGUUCGUGACGUCAUUUGUGUAAUGCUGUCGCCCUCUGCUGGUAACACAGACACUUCUUCAUCCACAGCCUCUUCAUUUUCUCUGAAACAUCUGUAGCCUUUUCCUAAACUUUUACCGAGGUUAAUGAAAUACGUAAAAAUAUCUUGAUUAAAGAACUUAACGACUAAACGA
Molecule: messenger RNA, 4251 nt
Organism: Megalobrama amblycephala (Wuchang bream)
Lineage: Eukaryota; Metazoa; Chordata; Actinopteri; Cypriniformes; Xenocyprididae
Gene: neurl1b
Product: neuralized E3 ubiquitin protein ligase 1B
Exons: 5
Coding region: 669-2351 (560 amino acids)
Biological process (GO): ubiquitin-dependent endocytosis
Cellular component (GO): early endosome
Molecular function (GO): ubiquitin protein ligase activity
Source: RefSeq, a predicted model, not a curated record